This is a messenger RNA of Brenthis ino (lesser marbled fritillary), 333 nucleotides long. The record is from the annotation of a GenBank genome assembly. NCBI's taxonomy places the organism in Eukaryota, Metazoa, Arthropoda, Insecta, Lepidoptera, Nymphalidae.
AUGGAAAGGGUUAAAACCGAUGAUAUCGGUGGAGGAGAUCCGUUGGUGUCGAACACGGAUGCCUUGAGCUCUAACACGAGGUUCGCACGCCGUCGCCGUGAUGAGCACAACCCGCCAAAAUGCGCUGGCGGCCAUUUUAAACAGGCAACGGAUACGUUUGUCGGCACGAGAUGGCCGUCACAUACAGAUUUCCAGCGUCCUCACGCGUUUGCAUCUCGCCGCGCUACUAUGAAAUGUGGAAACACGGAAAGUGGCGACAAAAGUCACCACCAAGGACAAACGCGGCCAUUAGAGUUCCCAGAUAGAGAUUGUAUAGUGUACUUUUUAGAGGCC